Messenger RNA from Olea europaea var. sylvestris, 3600 nucleotides. Its product is annotated as paired amphipathic helix protein Sin3-like 3. Gene Ontology annotation, cellular component: chromatin; histone deacetylase complex. The transcript has 14 exons. Lineage: Eukaryota; Viridiplantae; Streptophyta; Magnoliopsida; Lamiales; Oleaceae. The record is from RefSeq and is a predicted model, not a curated record. Gene Ontology annotation, biological process: negative regulation of transcription by RNA polymerase II. Bases 113 to 3136 code for a protein of 1007 amino acids. Gene Ontology annotation, molecular function: transcription corepressor activity.
GCCAUGAAUCUGUUAGUUUAAUUUCAAUUUACAUGCUCGGUAGAUUCACUAAUCAGAUGGACAUUUUUAUUCUGGCCAGGUGGCCAGCUUACUUGGAGCACAUCUAGACCUCAUGGAAGAGUUUGAGGAAUUUCGAACAUACUUUGAGAAGACUGGAUGCCUGCGGAACAAUAAACAUAUCUUCCGAUCUCUGAAGGCUGAGGAACGAGAUGGAGACCGAGAUCGCGAGAGGGAAGAUAGAGAAAAGAAUAAACACCGUGACACCAGAGAAAGGGAUAGAUAUGACAGGGGUGUUGCCUUUACCAGUAAAGAUAUCAUAGGAGCAAAAAUGUCUAUCUAUGCAAGUAAGGAUAAGUAUUUGGCAAAACCCAUUCAAGAACUUGAUCUCUCUAACUGUGAGAGCUGCACUCCAAGCUAUCGACUACUUCCAAAAAAUUAUCCAAUUCCUUCGGUAAGCAACAGAACGGAAAUUGGUAAUCAAGUGCUGAAUGAUGAGUGGGUGUCUGUCACUUCAGGAAGCGAAGAUUACUCUUUCAAACACAUGCGCAAAAACCAAUAUGAAGAAAGCUUGUUUCGGUGUGAGGAUGAUAGGUUUGAACUUGACAUGUUGUUAGAAUCUGCGAAUGCGACCACGAAGCAUGUAGAAGAACUCCUAGAUAUGUUCAAUGAUAAUGCAGACAGUUCCAUUCGCAUUGAAGAUCAUUUAACAGCUCUUGACCUGAGGUGCAUUGAACGUUUAUAUGGUGACCAUGGGCUUGAUGUCAUGGAUGUAUUGAGGAAGAAUGCUCUUAUGGCCCUGCCAAUUAUAUUAACCCGGUUGAAGCAGAAACAAGAAGAGUGGGCAAGGUGUCGCUCUGAUUUCAAUAAAGUUUGGGCUGAAAUUUACGCGAAGAACUACCACAAAUCACUUGACCAUCGUAGUUUCUAUUUCAAGCAGCAGGAUGCAAAGAGCUUGAGCACUAAAGCGCUGCUGGCUGAGAUCAAGGAGAUCAGUGAGAAGAAUGACAAAGAAGAUGAACUGCUUCUAUCUAUUGGCGCUCGCAAUAGACAACUUAAUAAACCUCACAUGGAAUUUGAGUAUACUGAUCUGGACAUCCACGAAGAUCUAUAUCAGCUCAUCAAAUAUUCUUGUAAAGAAGUUUGUACCCCAGAACAGUGUCAAAAAGUCAUGAGGAUCUGGACGACAUUCCUUGAACCAGUGCUUGGUAUUCCUCCCCGUACUCAGGGUGCAAAGGACACCGACGAUGUUGUGAAGGCUAACAAUCAUGUAGCCAAUAUUGGUGAAAGGGAUGGAAGUCCGGAUGAUGAAGCUGCUUCAUUAAGUUGUAAACCAUCAGAUGUUCCCAGAACUGAGGGUGAAAACAUUCCAUCUUCUAGUUCCAGAAAAGCAUCGGUGUCAAUCAGUGAUUACGGUUUUAAAGGCAAUGGUUGUUGUGAUGACGUUGCUUGUGAGAAUGAUAUAUUAUGCAACACGGCCCAACGUGGAUUAGUGCAGACAGGUGAUCAUGUGAUACCAGCUGCUGCUGGCACCAGAAAACAAGCAACUUGCUUAGAGCAAGACAUUCCAAUUGCUGCUGGACCAGAGAGUGUCAAUAAGUCAAAUGCUUCAGAUUCACACCAUGUUUUUUUUGCGUCUCCUUUAAGGGUUGACCGUGCCAAUGAUGGGAGUGGGAAAGAGAUGAUUCCUAGCGAAGAAUCUCAGGGUGGUGUCUCUAGAAGACCAACUUCUUCAGUUGGAAUUGUGCCAAAAGAUUUCAAAGCUCAGACAUGUCGUGAAGAAUCUGAAGCUCGCUGUAAAAGUGAACGAGAAGAUGGUGAAUUAUCUCCCAGUGGAGAUCUUGAAGAGAAUAAUUCUACAACAGUUCUUAAUACUGACACUGAAGCUAUACAUAAUUCUAAUAAAUGUGAUGUUAGCAAGCAGAGAAAUGGAAAAGAGGAAACUUGUUGUGAAGAGACCGGAGGUGGAAAUGAAGCUGAUGCUGAUGACGAAGGCGAGGAAAGUGCCGAAGGGUCAUCAGACGGCGAGAAUGCCUCUGAAAAUGGUAAUGUUUUAGCAGGUGAAUACGCUGAUGGAGAAGAUUGCUCCCCAGAAGAGCCUGAUGAAGAUGUGGACCAUGAUGAGAAUGAUAACAAGGCGGAGAGUGAAGUCGAGGCAGAAGGCAUGGCCGAUAUCCAUGAGACUGAAGGAGUGGUGCCGUUUUCUGGACGAUUUCUGCAGACUGUUAAGCCUCUUACGAAGAAAAUUUCUGUGUCAGUUGAUGGGAAGGAAAAGAAUUCUCGUAUUUUUUAUGGAAAUGAUUCCUUCUAUGUGCUUUUCAGGCUUCACCAGAUGUUGUACGAAAGAAUACAGAAGGCCAAGUUGCACUCUUCGUCUCCUGAAAAUAAAUGGAGGUUGUUGAACGAUGUGAAUCCAACAGAUUCUUAUGCUAGAUUUAAGGAUGCUCUGUACAGUCUGCUUAAUGGUUCCUCUGAUAACACAAAGUUUGAAGAUGACUGCCGGGCUAUUAUCGGAGCUCACUCAUACCUUCUUUUUACAUUUGACAAGCUGAUUUAUAAACUCAUUAAACAGUUACAAAUAAUUGCUAUCGAAGAGAUGGACAACAAACUUCUCCAAUUAUAUGCAUAUGAAAGAUCAAGAAAUCCUGAAAAAUUUUCUGAUGCAGUCUAUUGGGAAAAUGCACAUUUUCUUCUCCAUGAUGAUAGCUUGCAUCGAAUACAAUGUUUUUCAUCUCCAACACGUUUAUCCAUUCAGCUCAUGGACAAUGAGCAUGAUAAACCUGAAGUGACUGCUGUCUCCAUGGACCCAAAAUUUGCAGCUUAUUUGAAUAAUGACCUCCUCUCAGUUGUUCCUGAGAGGAAGGAGACACCUGGGGUAUUCUUGAAGAGAAAUAAAAGGAAACUUGCAUGUGGAGAUGAAAUAUCUGCUACUUCCAAGGCUAUGGAAGGACUAAUAAUCUCUAAUGGCCUAGAAUGUAAGGUGGCUUGCAAUUCACUGAAGGCUGCUUAUGUUUUUGACACUGAAGACUUCUUGUUUCGGACAAGGAAGAGGAGGAAACCUUCUCAUCAGAAUGGUUCGUGCAGUGGAGCUUCCAACGGUGGCAGAGUUAGGCGAUUUCAUAAGUUGCUGCUUAGUUAGUAGUAGGCAUUUUCUGUUGCUCAACAAAGAUAGGUACUCGUUCAAAUUUUAAUAUGGCACAAUUAUCUGAUACAAUGGCUGGGUUGAACUUGAACAAGCAUACAGUUAGUGCGAUGCUCAAGUCUCCCACUGUUUAAAAAACAAACCUUCUGACAUUGUACUUCUGAAGUUCAUUAGUGGCAAAUUGGCUGCAAUUGAAUUGCAGGUUGAGGAAAUAAAGAGUAUUCAAAGCCGGAAGUAGGUGAACUUUCUGGAAUUGUUGUGUUUUGUGUUUCUCCGAUCCUGUUACAUUUAUUUAAAGGCUAAAAAAGGAGACAUUGGCACGAGAUCCAGGAUUGUUUAAUCCUCAGGUGUGUAGAUUCAGUUUAAUUUGUAAUUUAAAAAAAAUGUUCCCUUUCAUAUACUUCCCUUCUCAAUUCAUUGCUCUUUUGCAAUGCAGUUCAUUUACUCUCUCUUCAUUGUCA